Messenger RNA from Dentiscutata erythropus, 257 nucleotides. The record is from the annotation of a GenBank genome assembly. NCBI's taxonomy places the organism in Eukaryota, Fungi, Glomeromycota, Glomeromycetes, Diversisporales, Gigasporaceae.
GUUCCGGUGUCCUGGCAAACCAAGAGAAAGUCGUCAUAAAGAUGUCGAAAUUGACCCCUGAAGGAACGAUUCCAGUAUUGGAACAUGAACCUAAAACGAAGGAAAGAGUAAUGGUAUUAGAGAUAGUACAAGAAACUAUGAACAAAGGAAUAUCCCAGUACUUAUCUCUGUUUCGAUUGGCCUCGAAGAUAUUUGAUCCUGGAGGAUUUAAAGUUUGUGGAACGAACAAACUAAGUGGAGGAAAAUGUAGCCAUUGA